UCGUCACUUUCUUGCGCCCGAUAUCUGUAUAUAUACUGGCUGGAUCGGCGAUAUGCUGAUAAUUCUGCUGCAAUUCACGCAUGAGGGGAAUGUGAUACCGUUUUAUAUCAUUCGCGGUUGUAAUGGCUGAAACAUGGUUUUAUCCCACAGUUUUGUUGUGCGUAUAUGGAUUUUUCUCGAAUCUCAGACCAUCAGAGCCUUUUCUCACCGCCUUCCUCAUGGGACCUGACAAAAACCUGACUGAGCGAGAGGUUGUGAAUGAGAUCUAUCCACUAUGGACAUAUUCCUACCUGAUCUUACUGUUUCCUGUUUUCCUGGCUACGGAUUACCUCCGUUACAAGCCUGUGCUCAUCCUGCAGGCUGCCAGCUACAUCAUCACUUACGCGAUGCUGGUGAAAGCCCAGGGUGUGCUGGCCAUGCAGUUUCUGGAGUUUUUCUUUGGAGUGGCGACAGCCACUGAGAUUGCUUACUAUUCCUACAUCUACAGUGUGGUUGAGCCAGCCAGUUACCAGAAAGUGACUGGUUUCUGCCGUAGUGUCACUCUGCUGGGAUUAGCUACAGGAUCACUCAUUGGACAGAUACUGGUGUCACUGGCCCAAUUUUCAUUGCUUAACCUCAGCAUCAUCACACUGUCCUCGUCCUGCUUGGCAUUCCUGGCACCGUGUUUUUUGCCCAUGCCCAGCAAAAGCCUGUUUUUCCACCAAAGAGAGAGGGUGCUUCAGGACAACAUGGCACAGGAGCUGGCUGACAAGUCAGAGGACUAUGAGUGCAAAGUCCCACUUGGCGUGAGCAAUGGCACCAUGCUUUCCGAAGAAAAACUUGGUGGCGCUGGAGGUCUGGUGGAGGUCUUGAAGACUCUUGGAGCAGAUUUUGUGAAGUGUUAUUCAUGCCGCACUCUUCUGGCCUGGUCCGUGUGGUGGGCUCUGUCUACCUGUGGCUAUUUUCAAGUGGUCAAUUAUGCCCAGGCCCUGUGGGAGAAGAUACUGCCUUCAAAAGAUUUUGAGAUCUACAAUGGUUAUGUAGAGACAAUAUCUACUUUGCUUGGUGCCUUUGCUGCUUUCACUGUUGGAUUUAUUAAGGUGUCAUGGGCAUUGUGGGGUGAACUUGCACUCUGCAUUUUCUCCAUUGUCAUUGCUGUGGCUGUGUAUGUCAUGGACACAGUCAGGAAUAUCUGGGUGUGCUACGCUUCUUACGUGAUCUUCCGAGCCACCUACAUGUUGCUCAUCACUAUAGCAACGUACCAAAUUGCAGCCAAUCUAAGUAUGAAAAGAUAUGCCUUAGUGUUUGGCAUGAACACGUUCGUGGCAUUGUUGCUGCAAACGCUGCUUACUGUGGUUGUGGUCGACUCUGCCGGCUUGGGCCUUGAUAUUUUUCCCCAGUUCCUGAUCUAUGGUUGUUACUUUGCUGCAAUCGCAGUGAUCUUCCUCAUAGCUGGGUUACAUAAAGUGGCUACACACAGGAGUGCUGAUGCUGCUGGAGUACAAACUGAGAGUGCAGAGAAUGAAACCGACUCAUCUGGUGGAGAGACUCCCAUCCCCAAAAAGAGCUGUAUCAUUUAAGUAUUUUGAGCACUUUUCAUUCACACUGUUAUUUAUUAAAGUGAUUUAUGUAUGUAUGUAUUUAUUAUUAUUAUUAUUAUUAUUAUUAUUAUUAUUAUUGUCUGCUGAGUGUGUGCUCUAACCCAGAACUAGACGCUUCCAUUUAGUUUCCAUUGAGUAUGGAACAGAACUUGGUGCUGUGUGUAGUUUCACAGCAAUAAAAAGGCAAACACCUGUAUGGUUAUUGGUUGUAGUUGAAAGAGCGAAAGAACAAAACCACAAAGAAAUGGGACCAGAAAACUAUACCAUGAAUAUAUACGUAUUAUACAUGUAUAUGAAUAUACAUGUUACAUGAAUAUACAUUAUCUUCUUUAUGCACACUACUGUAGGUACAUUUAAUGCUGUGUAGAGGUUGCCAAACUGGGGUCUGGAUUUGGACCCAGUGAAGUAUUGAACAGACCCAACUGCAAAAAUACUGUAGCAGAGCUUUUACUGUAUAAAAGUUACCAUAGUUCAAUAGCUCCAGAUGUCUAAACAUGAUCCAUCUCAGCUUGUGUACCAGAGCCUCAAGGCCAAUUUAUGCUGACAACCCAGUCCUCGCAGAUAGCGUCGCAUACAGUGUCUGCGUAGCCCCCCCACUUUCGCAGACACUCUGCGCGCACCUCCCAAAAAUUGUGACCACCGCAGAAGCCUCGCAGACAGCGUCGCAGACAAGAGGGCUCUGAUUGGUUCACUCUACAUCCGCUGUACACGCACUUCCGCUUCCCUACUUUCCUGGUUUGGUUUGUUUUCACGACCGGCAUUUUUAAAAACACGAGCGAAGAUGGAGCAGCAUGAAGAGCGGUUGAUUGAGGAAGUACGUACAUCUAUACGACUCCAGUUCUAGUCAUUAUAAAAAAAAAAAAGUUCUAGUCAUUAUAAGUGACCGGAGGAUAAACACUCCACUAACCACACCCACCAACUACUCCUAGCGACUUCGCGCCCCCUUGCGUUGUGCCGGUGAAUAACAUCGCGCACGCCUAUUACUCCCCGCUCAACGAUAAAUUACAACUGUCUGCGAAAAGCUAUCUGCGAAAGCCUUGUCGCAAGAGCAUGCAGAGGCCUUCAGUGGUUUGUUGUGGGGUGUUUUGGGGGGGUGUCCUCCCUCAUCCAAUCACAAGCAUUUAUAUAAAAUAUUUAGCUGAAGACAGCUCAUCAAAGCACAGACUACCAGUAUAGCGAUAUGAGGGAGUUUCCAUCUCAUCUCAUUAUCUCUAGCCGCUUUAUCCUGUUCUACAGGGUCGCAGGCAAGCUGGAGCCUAUCCCAGCUGACUACGGGUGAAAGGCGGGGUACACCCUGGACAAAUCGUCAGGUCAUCACAGGGCUGACACAUAGGCCAAGUUUACAUUAGACCGUAUCUGUCUCGUUUUCUUUGCGGAUGCACUGUCCGUUUACAUUAAACCGCCUGGAAACGCCGGGAAACGGGAAUCCGCCAGGGUCCACGUAUUCAAUCCAGAUCGUGUCAGCUCCGGUGCUGUGUAAACAUUGAGAAUACGCGGAUACGCUGUGCUGAGCUCUAGCUGGCGUCGUCAUUGGACAACGUCACUGUGACAUCCACCUUCCUGAUUCGCUGGCGUUGGUCAUGUGACGCGACUGCUGAAAAACGGCGCGGACUUCCGCCUUGUAUCACCUUUCAUUAAAGAGUAUAAAAGUAUGAAAAUACUGCAAAUACUGAUCAUUGUGUAGUUAUGAUUGUCUUUAGGCUUGCCAUCCUUCCACUUGCAAGUGGUAAGUGAUAUGCGCUGGGAUCACACACACAGCGGCUCAGUCCCGAAUCACUGAUUGUGCACUACACUCGCGCGCUCUGUGAGCUGCGCAGGGCCGGAGUGCGCACCCUCCAGAGGGCACUCGCUGUUCAGGGCGGAGUGAUUUGGAGCGCAGGAUGCCAGCGGAGCCGAGCGUAUCCAUGUAUUGGUGUUGCUGUGUGCAGGCGAAUCGUGUAUUGGUGUUGCUGUGUGCACACUAAUCGUUUUAAAAACGUUAAUCUGAUGAUCCGCUGAUACGGUCUAAUGUAAACCCCACCAUAGACACAGACAACCAUUCACACCUACGAUCAAUUUAGAGUCGCCAGUUAACUUAACCUGCAUGUCUUUGGGGGAAACCGGAGCACCCAGAGGAAACCCACGCAGACAACAUGCAAACUCCACACAGAAAGGCCCUCGCCGGCCACGGGGCUCGAACCCUGACUUUCUUGCUGUGAGGCGACAGCGCUAACCACUACACCACCAUCCCACCCGGAGUUUUCAUAGAUAUUUUUUUUUCAUUCAUUUAACCUCUCUGGACUGAUAAGUGACAACAUGGCCUGUGCUUAAAAAAAGGAAAAUUAAGUUUCAUUAUGAAUGGGCAGAACCACUUCAAGCUUAAAAAUGACAUAACUCCUAUCUUCAAAUCCUGUGGUGCAAGUGAUAACAGAAGCACCAUUGUGAAACUCCACACAUUCAGAUUAUCUUAUACAGGAGGAUUAAAAAAUAUUAGCACUUGUAUGGCGAUACAACACUAACACUGUUUAUUGUGAAAAACUGAAGGACCUCCAGCCAUACUGCAACCUUGGUUUUAUACUCCAAACUCAAUCUGGUCACCAUUUCACCAAAAAAAAAAAACCUUUAGCAGUAGUGUUAGGAAAAGAAAAAGGUUGCCAGUAAGAGCUGAAUCACCCUGUAUGUAGCCAUGAAUUAACUAAUGGUGAAGCAUCAGAAGGUAAUCUGAUGUUAUUCAGUCAUUUUAGCUGCUUAUCCAGACCUUUUGUAAAGAAGGAAUUUCAUGAAACAACCUUCACAUAUAGUACUGUCCAAAAGUCUUGCAAAGGUACAUGCAAAGAAAUUCAGUAAAGCAAAGAUGCCUUCAUACAUAAUGAAAUUAAAAGUUUCUACUUAAAAACUGCUAUAAAGAGCAGUAGGUGAGAGCCGGGAAACUGGGGACAGUUUGUAUUCCAAUUAAUUAAUUUCAACCAAUCAGGUUUUAGAUUACAUCAGAAGUUAGAUGUUCUCCCAUAGAGUAACCUACUUCCUUUGGAGCUAUGAAGCCGGAUUAUGCAGUAAGGUCUGUGCAGUUAAAUAUUUUUGUCAAACAAAACUUGUAUUUUGUACUUCACAGUCCACCUCCAUUCUAUGGUGUACGCUGGUGAAUUCGGGAUUUGUUAUGAAUUAAAGUAUGUAGCCUGGAGUUUCUUAACAUUAAAUUCGGGGGGGGGGGGGGGGGGUUAAGAUGGGUUCCCCCUCCAAAAUGGCCAGACGGGGAGAGUUCAUGUUACAAUUUUUUUUCUUGUAGUUUAUAACUAUAAAAUUGUUCAAAAUGUGGGAGUGUACUUGCAUGAUUAAACUUGGUUCCAUUCUCAAGAAGGAAUUAAAUGUUUUGUCUAGUCAGGUUUGAGUAAACUGACAUUUUUCUACAGCUGUACAAGCAUUGUGGGUUCAUACAUUUCAUAUGUUACAAGUUCUGAUAAGAAAUAAAAUUAAACGUGUAGGCCUAGGUAUUUUAUUUUUGUUCCAUGUCUCCCAACUAUGUCCCAAGUCUCUCAACAUAAUGUCCCAUAUCUCCCCUCAAUGUCUCAUGUCCCCCUGCAAAAAAUAAUGACCAAAAAAGUGAAGCCAGUAUAUGUGACAAGUUCAGAAACUCAUGUUGUAGUAAGAGGGUCGAGUAAAUACUCUCUAAUGCAAUAUGAAUGUGAUACUACCUGCAAAGAAUUUCCCACAAUUUGCAAAAGCUGAAAACUUGUUCCAAAUCUCCCUGCUCUCCCCUACAUAUUAGUAAACUGACCAAAGACAGUAGUUGGUGUGGCAAGCCUUUGCUUAAGGGAGGGGAGGAAAGAAAAAAAACAACAACUUGGUAGUCUGAGUUUGUGCAGUUUUCUAAGAAACAGAGCUGGUAAGUUUUACUGAGACUUUGCUGGAGACUUUGUCCAACUUUCUUCUUUUAUUAUUUGCAUGCAAAACUCAGCAGGCUUCAUCAUGUGGGGUUUUAUUUUUUUUUCCUGAAAGCUAUAUGGCCUUUUGAUUUCAUAAAAUCGGUGAAAUUUAGUCAUUGUGAGAUGUUUAUUUCUGUAAUAUCUUAAAAAAAAAACCCAGGCCAUUCUGUGGCUGGAAAGUUAUGUAAUUUGAGGGGAUUCCCUAGCAAAUAAUGUGCAUGAAAUCGCUUGCUUCGCACAGGCAAGCAGACAGAGGAAGUCCGGUGUGCACAUGCGCAGGUUUAUCAUCUUUUGGGUUUUACGGCAGCUGGCAUCCACAGCCAUCUACAGGUUUACCUUGACCGUGCACUGACAAUCGUACCAUUGUGUCACUAAACAAUCAACUGAUCACACUGAGGUGCUCACUGACCGCCAAUAUCUAUUAGUUUGGUCCUGGAUUUCCUUUCCUUCACAGCAUAACAUCUUUUCUUCUCGUUUUCCAUUACUGUAGUAAGUCUUUCACGUUUCAUUCACGUCCUCCAUUUUUGUCUCCUGUUUCAAAUUUGUAUUCCACAAUGUCUUGCGCGAACAGGGAAAACCCACCACGUGAUGCAUGAUGUAGUAUCUUGAACUGGGUCAUGGUGAAGCAGGAAAAAUAGCAGAGAAUUUAGGGCCACAUGGCCCUAAAUUUAAUUAAUUGUUCCAUUUAAAAAAAUUUUUUAAAAACCUAAUAAAAUUGGAAGUCUCUGAUUUUGAAUUCAGUAGCUUUCGGUCUACUAAACAAAAAUAAUUGGGUGUCAGGGAAAAUUAUUUUUAUGACCUAAACUUGAAAAAUCUGAAGGGCAGUCUACCUUUUAAAAAAGGGGGUCUCUUGUGUAAAAUGCUACUUCUUUUUAUUGAAUGUUCUUUAUUCACAUUUGCAUAUUUUUUGUAACUUUUUUUGGGGGGGGCGGCAAUGUUUAGAAAUAUAAAAUGUUUUUGAUUUGGCUUAAUAAUGCAUAAUU
Neoarius graeffei (lesser salmon catfish) is the source of this 6465-nucleotide messenger RNA. It is a transcript of the gene slc19a2, whose product is annotated as solute carrier family 19 member 2. The transcript has 6 exons. Gene Ontology annotation, biological process: vitamin transport; transmembrane transport. The record is from RefSeq and is a predicted model, not a curated record. Gene Ontology annotation, molecular function: vitamin transmembrane transporter activity. Lineage: Eukaryota; Metazoa; Chordata; Actinopteri; Siluriformes; Ariidae. The coding region runs from base 123 to 1559 and encodes 478 amino acids. Gene Ontology annotation, cellular component: plasma membrane.